GGAAAAACUAGAAGAAACACAUACCUUUGAAUGUUGGAUGCCGGACUGUGCUAUGCUCCUCUGGUCCAAGCGCUUUCAGACAAUGUUGUUUACAUUUUACAGCACUGCAAUGGACAGCGGCGCGGUAGUAUCAGGUGCACUAUAGCAGUCAUUUCCCCUGAUGACAUCUAAAUCAAAGGCUCAUCUGGCCCCUCUGCCAAGGACAGAGAUCCUUGCAUAUUGGGUGCUGUCCUUAGGCUCUCAUCUCUACUCCUUCUACCAACUGCACAGGUUCUCCAAAGAGCAUGAAGCCGGAUUAGAGAGAGGAUUCCAGUUGGAAAAAGGCUUUGUCAAGGGUUUAAAAAGGGACCUUUCAGACUUUGAGUGGAGUUUCUGGACUGAAUGGGCUAAGAAAUCUUUGCUGUGGUCUCUGAUUGGUCAUGGUGUGAUAUCAAGAUUGACCAGCAUUUUUAAACCCAAGCUUAGGGUGCCAGCACUCACGGUAUAUGGCCUCUUAGCAGCCAGCAGUGUGUUGGGCAUAAAAGGUGUGAGUGUGCUGCUGCUACAUGUGGGCCUGUCCUUUUCAGUGGCCCAAUUACAAAAGCCGGCUCUGUCAUGGUGCUGCAACCUUCUGCUGCUCUCAACACUUCACAUCCAUCCACUUCAAGAGAUCCAGAGAGGCUGGUAUAAGACCGAGGAGGAGUACUAUCUGCUGCUCUUCAGUGUCGCUGUCUGUGGACUUCGCCUCAUCAGCUUCAGCCUGGAGCAUUGCUGGAGCCCUGCAGACUGUGGUGGAGCUGUGCAGCUCUGCUGGUUGUUUUCAUACACCUUCUAUCAUCCUUUUUUCUACAAUGGACCCAUUAUCUCCUACAGAGACUACACUGAGCAGAUGCGGCGGCCUGCUGAGGAGUGUGACAGGGUCGAAUCUGGUGUCAUUUACUUGGUGCUCAGGUCGGGACGGAUCAUCCUGUGGUGGUGCCUCGCAGAAUACAUGAUCCAUGUUAUGUAUAUGCACUCCAUCCAAUCAAAUGAGACAUACUUAGAGAUCCUCCCUCCCUGGGCCUUGGGCGGUCUGGCGCUGGCCCUGGUCCAGUUCUUCUUUGUGAAGUAUCUGGUGCUGUUUGGCUUUCCAUCCAUGCUGGCUUCUAUGGAUCAACUAGUUCCCCCAAAGCUCCCUCGCUGUGUCAGCAUCAUGUACAGUUUCACAGGGAUGUGGAGGCACUUUGACGCCGGUCUGUAUCGAUGGCUCAUCAGAUACAUCUACGUGCCGCUGGGAGGUUCACGCCACGGUCUUCUUUACCAAAUGUUGUCCACUGGCCUUGCGUUCGGGUUCGUUUGCCUGUGGCACGGCGGCCAUGACUACUUGCGGUACUGGGCCCUGAUGAAUUGGACUGGAAUUGUGGUGGAAAACACACUGAAGUCUGUCUUUGCCUCAUCUUACAUUCACUCUAUUGUUAAGCGAAAUUUCUCUCCGGCGAUGGAGAGGCGUUGCAUUGCCCUUUUCUCUGCCUUGUCCACCGCCAUGCUCAUCCUCUCUAAUCUGGUGUUCCUUGGGGGGUUACAUGUUGGCAGGAUCUUCUGGAAGCGUGUCUUCAUUCAAGGCUGGUCCAACAUUGCCCUGCCUAUGCUGGCUUUCCUCUACUGCUUUGCUCAGAUUGGACUCGAGUGGACUUCUCGCCCACCAUGAGUAACCUUGACUUUGUUUCGGAGGCAGAAUCCCCUGAAUGCUACCUGCUGAGUCCGGAGCCUUCUCCUCACCAGACAGAGACUCUGUGGCACACCUGACUCUCAUCCACAGAGCGUCCUAAACCUGGCUGAAGUGCAGCUGAGCAGACACUUUCACAACCUGCAAGGCCGUGCAAAAUCUGCCUGUAAGCUAAGACUUAAAGGAUCACUGUGGAUUCUCUCUAAGGAGUUUCGUGGAAAAUGUAAGUGCACAUAAACUGUAAUUGACCAAAAUUCCGGGCAGUCGUUGAUUUGAGCCCUCCGAGUGUCAAUGCAUGUUUUCUACACAAUAAACUGCACUGAAUCACUGUUAUUCUAAGAAACUGUAAAUAAAAAUAUGGACCCUAAAUCUGUUUGGUUAUAUGACUUUGAUAAAGUAUUGCUCACUGGUGCGGCAAGCCCGAGAAAUGCGAAUUUUUAUUUUACCGUCCUCCUUCAGCUCGCCACUAAAGUGUUUGUUUAUUCACAGGUAGACAAAAGGCACAGAAUGCUGAAUAGAGCAGCAGUGAACCUGAUCAGUGUCAUUAUUCCCCUUACAGAUGCAAUUUAGGUAAAGUAGGAUGACACUAAUAUUUAUCGAUGUAUUUUUUAAACGCUUCAGAGGGAAUACUAACUUUUAGUUCAACAAAUUAACAAUGAUAGAUGACAUCUAUCCACUGGAAUGCAGCACGUUUAUGUCAUUUAUAAGGAAAAAACAACACAAGCUUCUCGUUUUGUGCUACUGUGUUCUUAUAAACGUACCUCUUAGCUCGAAAUUGUGCAGUACCCCAGCAUGUUUAGAUUUAAAGGUUUUUUUUAUGCUUAGUCAUUACAAAUAUCCAUCCAUCUUAUGACGGAUAACCAUCCUGUUUCUGAUGUAAUGGUUCAUUCACAUUUUCAUUUUCCAUCUGUGUUUAGGUCCUGAUACAAACAAGUCUGGAGUGUUUUUGGGUCAUUUUAAAGGGGUUAAUCUACUGCCCAAUAGAUUGAGAAACUGAGGCAUGACAACUAGCUUAAGAAAAGGGUUAAAGCUGGGAUUCAUGGACAGAGUCAUCAGGUAGUGAUUAUGAAUUGAUCUGAUGUGACGUGAUGGGGUUAAUAACUUUGAACUAAAUGAGCUUCAGUUUAGUUUCACCCCAACAGAACAUAAUGAACAACUUUGACGAUGAGUUACACAUCUUAAAAGCUUUCGAUUUAAAUUCAGAUCACCAUAAAUUAUUUACUCUGUAAUCCAGUUGGGGAUGACUGAAUAGUCAACAGUUUUAAAGACAAACUCCAUGUCCGGGGAAGUUACAGAAAGCUGCUUUAAAAGGCUUAUCUGUGUUGUUGUUUUGGGUCUUUUUAGCUUAGAAAGUGUGAUGUGGCAAAAACAAUCUGAUUCUCGUACUAUUCACAGUGCACAGUUAGGAGAGCAAACAUCUUCAGGGCAAGGCAUCCAAGGAGAUACAUUUCAGGUUGAGUGUUUUUCAAAUCAUUACUG
This is a messenger RNA of Eleginops maclovinus (Patagonian blennie), 3163 nucleotides long. RefSeq names its product hedgehog acyltransferase (gene hhat). Gene Ontology annotation, molecular function: palmitoyltransferase activity. The record is from RefSeq and is a predicted model, not a curated record. The transcript is spliced from 12 exons. Gene Ontology annotation, biological process: protein palmitoylation. Lineage: Eukaryota; Metazoa; Chordata; Actinopteri; Perciformes; Eleginopidae. The coding region runs from base 161 to 1666 and encodes 501 amino acids. Gene Ontology annotation, cellular component: endoplasmic reticulum.